CCAGGCAGAACCCAUGUCGGGGGCGGGAGCGAAACGGGGGGCCGGUGAUGGGGGGGGCGGCCCCCCCGAGAAGAAACCCCCCCGUGAGGAACAGCCCCCCACUACCCUCAUCGAACCUCUGCGUCUCGGCGGCAUCUCCUCCACGGAGGAGAUGGACCUGAAGGUGCUGCAGUUCAAGAACAAGAAGCUGGCCGAGCGGCUGGAGCAGCGGCAGGCCUGCGAGGACGAGCUCCGCGAGCGCAUCGAGAAGCUGGAGAAGCGGCAGGCCACCGACGACGCCACUCUCCUGCUGGUUAACCGCUUCUGGGGGCAGCUGGACACGGAGGUGCAGGCGCUGCUGCGGCGCUACGAGGGGGAGGGGGGGGCACCCCCUGCCCCCCCCGGGGAUCCCCCGAACCCCGACCUGAGGGGCCCGAACCCCCCCCAGCCCCUCCCGGUGAGACGAGGGUGCCGACAGGAGGGAGCCGUGGGGGGGUCCCGGCGCUCCCCCACCCCCCCCUCCACCCGCCGCCCCCCCGCCCCCCCCGGAGGAGUUGGGGGGCGUUUGGGGGGUCCGGCGGCGGCUUUCGUGGCGGCGCUGAGCCGCAGCGGCCCCGAGGAGGGGGAACUGCGCCUGCGCCCGCGUCUGGCCUUCGCCCCCGCCGCCGUCGCCCGCCUGGUGGAGGGGUUGGCGGGGGCCACCGCCGCGCCCAGGAGAUGGGUGCCCGUCUGGCCGCCCGCCUUUGAGAUGCUGAACGCGGAGCUGGAGGGGAACCAGGAACUGGCCAACAGCCGGAUGGCGGAGCUGGAGAAGCUGCAGCAGGAGCUCCAGCAAGCCGUGCAGCACGAGCGCCUCAAGGUGGCCCUGCGCUCGCUGCCGGAGGAGGCGGUGAAGGAGACGCUGGAGUACAAAGUGCUGCAGUCACAGUUCUCCCUCCUCUACCACGAGAGCCUCCAGGUGAAGACGCAGCUGGACGAGGCUCGCGCCCUCCCUGCCACCAAGAACAGCCACCUGCGCCACAUCGAGCACAUGGAGAGUGACGAGCUGGUGCAGAAGCGGCUGCGGACGGAGGUGAUCCAGCUGGAGGACACGCUGGCGCAGGUGCGGAAGGAGUACGAGAUGCUGCGCAUCGAGUUCGAGCAGAACCUGGCGGCCAACGAACAGGCGGGGCCCAUCAACCGGGAGAUGCGGCACCUGAUCAGCAGCCUGCAGAACCACAACCACCAGCUGAAGGGCGACGUCCAGCGCUACAAGCGGAAGCUGCGGGAGGUGCAGGCCGAGAUCAACAAGCUCCGCCUCCAAGCCAGCGGCGCCCCGCCCCCUCAAGGCAGCGCUCCGCCCCCUCCGCCCCCACCCACCGCCGCUGCCCCGCCCCCAGAGGAGACCACGCCUACCGGGGGAGCCCCGGGCCCCGCCCCCGCGCCCCCCCCGGCGCAGCCCCCUCCGCUCCGGGUAAAGGAACCCCCCCCGGUUCCCCCCCGUCCCCCCGGAGCUUCCCGGGGGGUUCCGGAUCGGGAACGGGAACGGCUGCGGGAGCGGGAGCGCCCCAAAGGUCCCCCGGAGGAAGGCAAGAAGAAGGAUUCGGAGGUCCUCAAGCAGCUGCGGGGGGAGCUCAAGAAGGCGCAGGAGAGCCAGAAGGAGAUGAAGCUGCUGCUGGACAUGUACAAGUCGGCCCCCAAGGAGCAGCGGGACAAGGUGCAGCUGAUGGCGGCCGAGAGGAAGAGCAAGGCGGAGGCGGAGGAGCUGCGGGGACGGGCGCGGGAGCUGGAGGAGCGGGAGCGGCGGGAGAGCAAGAAGCUGGCGGACGAGGAGGCCCUGCGGCGCCUGCGCCACGCCGAGGAGCAGAUCGAGCACCUCCAGCGCAAGCUGGCCGCCACCAAGCAGGAGGAGGAGGCGCUGCUGUCGGAGAUGGACGUGACGGGUCAGGCCUUCGAGGACAUGCAGGAGCAGAACCUGCGGCUGCUGCAGCAGCUGCGGGAGAAGGACGACGCCAACUUCAAGCUGAUGUCGGAGAGGAUUAAGGCCAACCAGAUCCACAAGCUGCUGCGGGAGGAGAAGGACGAGUUGGCCGAGCAGGUCCUCGCCCUCAAGGCUCAGGUGGACGCCCAGUUGCUGGUGGUGCAGAAGCUGGAGGAGAAGGAGCGGGGGCUGCAGAGCAGUCUGGCGGCGGUGGAGAAGGAGUUGGCCCUGCGCUCCCAAGCUCUGGAGCUCAACAAGAGGAAGGCGGUGGAAGCGGCGCAGCUGGCGGAGGACCUGCGGGCGCAGGGGGAGCACGUCCAGGCGCGGCUGCGGGAGCUGCAGGCUUGCGCCACUGAGAACCGGGCCGCCAAGGACAAGGAGUCCCUCAGCCUCAAACGGGCCCAGGAGGAGCUGUCGCAGCUGCGGCGGAAGCUGGAGAAGCAGCGGAAGGUGGAGGUCUACGCCGACGCCGACCAGAUCCUCCAGGAGGAGAUCAAGGAGUAUCGGGCCCGCCUGACCUGCCCGUGCUGCAACGCCCGCAAGAAGGACGCCGUCCUCACCAAGUGCUUCCACGUCUUCUGCUUCGAGUGCGUCAAGAGCCGCUACGACACGCGCCAGCGCAAGUGCCCCAAGUGCAACGCCGCCUUCGGCGCCCACGACUUCCACCGCGUCUACAUCAGCUGAGCAACCGCGGCACCCGCGGGUGCUCUCCCCAACCGGCUGCGGGAGCUCCCUGUCCGACCACAGGGCCGCGGAGGUGGGUCAACGCCACCUUGGAGGACCGUGUUUUUCCUCGUGUCUGUGUUUGUUGAACCCCAUGUUGGUCCUCAGCCACCCAUGGGUGCCCUGUGAGACUUAUGGGUGCCCCAUCGCAACACACAGCACCCAUGGGUGCCCCAUG
This is a messenger RNA of Gavia stellata (red-throated loon), 2840 nucleotides long. RefSeq names its product E3 ubiquitin-protein ligase BRE1B-like. Gene Ontology annotation, cellular component: nucleus; HULC complex. The record is from RefSeq and is a predicted model, not a curated record. Gene Ontology annotation, molecular function: ubiquitin protein ligase activity; metal ion binding. NCBI's taxonomy places the organism in Eukaryota, Metazoa, Chordata, Aves, Gaviiformes, Gaviidae.